Messenger RNA from Erigeron canadensis, 2364 nucleotides. RefSeq names its product O-fucosyltransferase 29. The transcript is spliced from 9 exons. The coding region runs from base 216 to 2021 and encodes 601 amino acids. The record is from RefSeq and is a predicted model, not a curated record. NCBI's taxonomy places the organism in Eukaryota, Viridiplantae, Streptophyta, Magnoliopsida, Asterales, Asteraceae.
UGUCUUUAUUUCUGGAAUCAUACUUUUUUCCACUCACAUUCUCUCUUUGAUUUGUAUCUCAUAUACAUAUAUAGAUAUAUAUAUAUACAGACACAAGUAACACAAUAUAAUCCAACAACCCCUAAAUCACAUACUCACACAAUCAGUUGAAUGUAAUAUGAAAUUGAGGGAAUAUAUUAUUGUAUAUAUUCAUUACAAUAAUAAUCACUGUGAAAAUGGGGGAGUCAAAAGCUUGGAGGUAUAAUGGUGGUGGUGUGUUAGUUUUAUCAAAUAAUAAUAAUAAUUAUUAUAGGAAAAAAGUGAAGUAUAAUCAGAAUCAAAACAAGCAUUAUUAUUUUUGUUUUUGUUGUUGGUUAUGUGGGGAUUCGGCCGGGACCGGGGGCAAAGGACAUCGAAGGCGGAUCACAUGGCCCAUGUUUUGUGGAGUGAUGUUGUUUGUUUUAGGUUUGAUUUCCUUGUUCACUGGUCACGUUGCUACGAAUCUCGAGUGGUAUUCUCAGAAACUAGCUAAACAUGGGUUUUGGAAAAACAAUAUGGUUGGAUUUGGUCGUAGACCAAUUGACAUCUGGAAAUCUGAGUUCUCAAAGUUCUAUAAUGGAUGCAGUGAAAGAGGCCCUCAUUAUGCAUCUCCUGUUCAUGAGCAACAGUCAAAUGGCUACCUACUUAUUGCUGCCAGUGGAGGGCUGAACCAGCAACGUACCGGAAUAACUGAUGCUGUAGUUGUUGCACGAAUUUUAAAUGCGACUUUGGUUGUUCCUGAGUUGGAUCAUUAUUCAUUUUGGAAGGACGCGAGUGACUUUGCACACAUUUUUGAUGUCGAUUGGUUUAUCUCUUUCCUUGCGAAGGAUAUUACUGUUGUCAAAAGGGUCCCAGACGAAUAUAUGAGAUCGCUUGAGAAACUCCCAUAUACCACGCGAGUCCCACGGAAAUCAGAACCUCAAUAUUACCUUGAUGAAGUUCUGCCCAUACUCUUGAGACGACAUGUUGUUCAGUUGACAAAGUUUGAUUAUAGGCUUGCCUCUGACCUUAACGAAGAGCUGCAAAGGUUACGGUGCCGGGUCAAUUAUCAUGCUUUACGCUUCACACAACCGUUGCAGAAUCUUGGUAACAAGCUAGUGAUGAAAAUGAGGAAUAUGGCGAACCGCUAUAUUGCUGUUCACUUAAGGUUUGAGGCUGAUAUGCUUGCAUUUUCUGGCUGUUACUACGGUGGUGGUGAUAAAGAGAGAUAUGAGCUCGGUGAAAUCAGAAAAAGAUGGACAAAUUUGGCUGAAGCAACUCCUGAUGGAGAUCAGAAACGAGGGAAAUGUCUUCUUACGCCUCACGAGGUGGGGCUGAUGCUGCGUGCACUUGGUUUUGAUAAUGACACACACAUCUACAUUGCAUCUGGUGAAAUUUAUGGCGGCGAAGCUACUUUGCAGCCUCUUCAGGAACUUUUUCCAAACUUUUACACAAAGGAGAUGCUGGCCGGUGAAGAGCUCAAGCCUUUUCUUCCUUUUUCAUCUCGUCUUGCUGCCAUAGACUACAUUGUUUGUGAUGAGAGUGAUGUCUUCGUGACAAACAACAAAGGAAACAUGGCAAAACUUCUUGCCGGCCGAAGGAGGUACAUGGGGCAUAAAAGGACCAUUCGACCAAAUGCCAAAAAGCUCAAUGCUUUAUUCUCGCAACGAGAGAAGAUGUCAUGGAUCGAUUUUUCUAGCAAAGUGAAAUCAGCCCAAAGGGGAUUUAUGGGCGAACCUGAUGAGAAGAAACCUGGAAAUGCUGAUUUCCUAGAAUACCCUUCUUCAUGCAUCUGCAAGAACCCUUUCCAACUUUCUGACCCUGAUAUCAACAGAACCCAAAUAUCAACAGAAAAUACUACAGACCAUGAAGCAGAAUCUGAAUACGGGCAUAAUGAAGAAGAUCCAGGUGUCAAUAAUACACGUGGAAUAGUAAAUAUAAAAUAUGAAGGUGUCCUGACUAAAGAUAAUGAUGCAUCAUCGUCGCUAGAGGAGAAGGAAGAUGAUAACUUUUUAGUCGACUAGGUGCAACAAAGAAACACGAUAAUGGUAUCUUAUUCAAAGGACUGAAUUUUCAUCGGAGACUAUUAUGAUUCUUUGAAAAGUCAAAAACAGGACGCUCUAGUACAUGCAAGAAUGAUCGAUGUUGGACAAUUUUUGAAGAUGUAAAUGUAAAAAGGAACCAAAAGACCUGGCAGUUAUACGUCUGGUUAUAAAAUAACUUAUUCCCCUUUCACGUAUUUUAUCAAGAACGAUAGUGUAGUAAUAACAUGAGUACAAUUUGUUUAGAAAGUCAAAUUCAGUCUUGAAUUCAAUUCCUAGACCAUAUUGACCUAAAUUGGCUUUACUUUUGUAUAUGGUGUGUGCA